AUGUCGCCAUCCAUGAUUCUCCAGGUCGCCGCCGUCCUUCUUCCCCGUCUUCUCCAGGCCAUCGUCUGCGCGUCCUCAUUCGGCCGCCUUAUGCAUCUCAUGUCGCAGCCCCAGGUCGACAUGAGCACCUCAGGCUGCAAUCAAGGAAACGGUAUCAAGAAGCACCAGGUAUUCGGCAGAGAGGAGAGUGGCCAGAGGGAUGGGAAACGGGAAGAGAUUUUGAUCAGGCUUAGAGACUACAAUAAUGAAGAUGAAGACGGUGGUGAGACUAUAACCAUGGUGAUGAGAAUUAUGGAAACUAUGAUGAUCAAGACUAUGGCUCUAAAGGGCCUCAUUGGACACUAA
Miscanthus lutarioriparius is the source of this 345-nucleotide messenger RNA. The record is from the annotation of a GenBank genome assembly. Lineage: Eukaryota; Viridiplantae; Streptophyta; Magnoliopsida; Poales; Poaceae.